AUGCCGCUUCAAAAGAUGCAAACGUAUCCCGCUGUUGACGAAUAUUUAAAAAUAGCAGGUGGGUCCCCCAACGAAGAUGUGUAUGAUGGAAUUUUAAAACAGAUUAGUGAGUUACACCAAAGGCUCGACUCACAGCGAACCAAAAUUAAUAAAAUAAAAACGUUCACAACGCUUCUCGAAGCUGAAAUAGCGCCACUCACACAACGGUUUUCAUAUUCACAACAACAAAGUGGUGGAUCACCACAGACCAAUUCAUCUCAACAAAAUGUCGUACAUGAAAAAAAGAGCGAAGAUUUUUCAAAAAAAUCGAACGACCAACAGAUGUUCGAGUAUCGAGGAAAACAGCCCCAACAACAACUUUAUCAAAAACAACAAAACUAUCCAAUCACAAACGUCCCAAUAUCAACAUCACUAAAAACAUCAUUUGACACAUCACAACAAAAGAAAGACGCCGUUCAAUCGCAACCAAUUUUACAACCAUCCAAAACAGAUGAUUCAAUUAUGAGAUCUGUUAAAAGCGAAGGAACUGGUACACAAUUUUCAGAAUCGAAUUCAUCCGAAAAAAGACCGGACACAUUCACAGUGCCUUUCGUUAAACACCCCAAAAAAUCAAAAGAUGACGAAAAAGUACAGGUCCAACCACUUCAGAAGAAGCAAGACAAAAUACCAAACCCUCUUGCACAAAUAACUAAUACACAAAUUCCUCAACCUGCAAGUGCUCCUCAAAACACAAAUAUCCCACCACCGCAACAAGAACCUAUCCAGAGACGGGAUGUGGUCUCCCCAACAGAAAAACGGAAAGUCAAGAAUGUGAAUCGAACUGAAGUGGACAAAGAGACAAAACCCGAGUUUGCUCCAGUCUUAAAUGUGAGUACCGCCUCACAAGGACCAUUGCCAGCUACAUUCAGUCUUCCUCUUUCGACUAAAAGAAAAGUGCAGAAGAAGAGGACUGCAUCACAAUCCAACGAGGACGACGAACCAAAGAAUUGA
Molecule: messenger RNA, 990 nt
Organism: Entamoeba invadens IP1
Lineage: Eukaryota; Evosea; Mastigamoebida; Endamoebidae
Exons: 1
Coding region: 1-990 (329 amino acids)
Source: RefSeq, a predicted model, not a curated record